Molecule: messenger RNA, 1188 nt
Organism: Linum tenue
Lineage: Eukaryota; Viridiplantae; Streptophyta; Magnoliopsida; Malpighiales; Linaceae
Source: the annotation of a GenBank genome assembly
AUGAGAAAGGAGGAGGAUGGGAGAACUGAUGGCAAAGACAAGGUCGGCGACAUGGGGUUAGUUCGGGAGCUCUCCGUCGGCGACUGCUGCUGGUGUCGACUGGUGAGCUUCGACGAGAACUGGUACUGCUGGCUGCUGGAUGCUGGGGCUGAAGAGAAGAGGAAGAAGAAGGUCGGGGCUGGUUGCGGGGGGGCGGCGAAUCAGAGGAGAAGAAAGGAGUUGGCUGCUGGGGAGGGAGGGAGCAAGUUCAGCAGCGGCAGCCAGUUCAUCUUUCAGAGUUUCUUUGACUGUCGAACUGGUACAAGAUCAAUCAAACCUCCCUCACCCAUAUCUUCGCAUACACCACCACUCUUUUUAGUGAUAAUCUUCUUGAGAACAAGUUCGUUUGGAAUUUGGAUCAAAGGCGGAGAACUGAGAGCUGUUGGAAGGAACACGAUGAGUGCUUGCUUGGAGGAGGGUCCAAAGUUCUUCAAAAUACUUGUGGAUGAAGACAUUCAAGAGAGUAACAUGCUGGUUCCCAAGAAAUACUCCAUGGACCAUUUUGAUUGCGUCUCUAACCCAGUAACCCUCGAGCUCCCAAAUGGUGAUGCGUGGCUUGUAGAGCUGGUGAGAGAUGAUUUAGGAAAAAGGGUUUGGUUUGGAAAAGGCUGGCAACAGUUCUCACAACAUUACCAUUUCCAACACGGCCAUUUCUUGCUCUUUGAGCUUCUGGGCAACUCCCAUUUCUCUGUAAAAAUAUUCGAUCGAUCUGCGGCAGAGAUGAAGUACUCACAGUUCAUAGUUGGGGUGCCUAAUGGGGAAACGGCAAAAAUUAUUGCUACGGAAGAUGGAGCUGCUGCGGCAGCUGCCACUAACUCUGUCCUGCCGCGGCGGCGGCCAUCUUUCACGAAAGUCAUCGUAAAGAACAGCCGCAAGUCAGGAGUUAACAAUCUUAAUGUGCCUAACAGAUUUGUGGAGACGUAUCUCGCGACCGGAUCGGGAGAGAAGGGAGAUAUCAUGGUGAAGCUCAACGUUGGAGGCGAAUCUUGGGCGGUGAAGGUUGUGAGGUAUGAAAGGAAAACGGGAUGUUGGAUGUCCAAAGGUUGGUGGAAGUUUGCAAUGGAUAACUCUCUCAAAGCAUGGGACCGUUGCACUUUUGAGCUGAGGGACGAAGGAAAUGAGUUCGAUGUCCAAAUCCAGAGAUGUUGA